UUUGUUUUCAGCUCGUAGGAAUUUGAUGGUAAUUACUUUCCAUUAGCCGACCAUUGUGAUGCUAAGCAAAACUUUCAACUUUCGCUGCUUUUGGCACAACAUCACAACAAAAACGGACUGAUUGGCCAAGGCUCUGCUUCAUAGGUGGCAACACAUCAUAUUUUAUGGCACGGCAUUGUGUUGGCAGCUUCCAAAAGUGCCGUUGCUCGGAAUCGAAUCGAAUUGGGGAAACCAGUUCUCAGAGACAGGGGGCUGUCCGUAGUAUCGACUAUCUCCAAUACUGCCAGACCAUGUUCACCGGACCUGGGCGCACUGUGUUUUCACAUUCCUAGAACAUUGUUGAUCAUGAAUCGUCAAUGCAAAUUAGGUGGGGAGUGACCCAAAUGGAAUGGCCAUAAAAUUGGUUGAGAGGUCUGAAAUCGGUUUAGUCGUGGAUAGAGCCAACGCCUAAAAUAUGUAUUUGCAAGCAUGAGACUGUCACUGCUGCUGCUGCUAAUCCAGUUACUGGCCCUCAGGGUCAGAGGAACUCCUGCCAAACACUGGCGACGGGCCCCAGCCCAUGGGGUUUUUAAUGUGGAUCUCUAUGCGUACAACAAGCCCAGGAUGAACCUGGCAGGCCAUCAGUCUCGAUCGGGUCCGGCUCCGCCCAUGGGUCAACUGCUGGAGCAACUGUCCCAGCACAGUCGUCGAUCCGCCGUCCAGAAGUCCCACUAUAGAAAUCUCGAUGAUGCUGCAGAAGUUUAUUCGCAGUCCAGGUCGAAUGGAAUGGAGGAGCAGCACAAACAAGCGAACAAAACAAUAGAAUCCCAGAUCGUAAACAUGCAAUUAACGCCGCUGCAAAUGAAUUCAAGUCUCAGCAAAGCGCACGCACAUGAAAAUUUAUAUUCGAGCGAGUUCCAUGUGCAGAAUAUAGGGGCCAAGAAAAUUGUGCAAUUGAAUACCCUGUCGUCCAGCCAUGAACGUAAACCAGUCCGAGAACAAGUUAUGGGCCUGGAGCAGGAGGUACACCCAUUGAAAGUGGAACUGGCACUGCCACAGCUGCCCAUAGAGGAAGAGGAGGAAGGGGAACAGGUGAAUCAACACAAUGGGCCAGUAGAGUCCAACAGAACCAAUGAAGAACAAACUGCCUCCAGCUCGACGACAACGGAAGCCUCGGUAGAUUUGACAGCUCCUGCAAGGGAAUCCCUGGCCAGUGUGAAGAAAACACUAGCCGAGCCGGCGAGCCAGACAAUUAUCGAUAUGGUAUCGACAGGAACGCAGGAGAUUGUCAGCCAGCUGACAGCGGAGAAUGCCGAUGACAAGGACACAAUGGGUCAUCUGGUCUCCGAGCUGGUCCAUCAUUCCGGGAGGAACGAGACCGCUGCUAAGCGCACUCAACUGAAGCCCAAGCGAAAGCAAACAAAAAAAGGAACAGUAACAAGAACAAAAACAAAAACACCUAAUGAAAUUGAUACAAAGAUGACGGCAAGCCCAGCAGUCACUCUUGUUCCAGCUUCAACUUUUCACACUGCUCCAGCUCCGACACAUCUAAGUACAAGCUCAUCGAUUGACAAGCAGAAGCCAGUGAAGGAAUUGGAAACACAAUCACUGGAAAUCAGCAAUCGUCCUGUAAGAACCAAGGGCAAAGGCAAAGGCAAGGGUAAGCUACGUCCGGGUUCCCAGCGGCGUCCCUCGACCACUGGCAUGCAGGAGGAAAUUGAAACUACGACAAAUUGGUGGCAGAUACUCCCAUAUGCGGAAAUUAGAACAUUUUUGAAUACGAUUUAUGAUACAAUCACCGACAACGACAACGAUGACGAUGAACGAGCCACGGGCGCUGCUUAAUACCUACGGGGUGGGUAUCAGGGGAGCUAGUGUUUAUAGAGGGUCCUGCAGGAGGUCGAAUCGAAUUUCCGCCGGGGCCCGCAGACACUUUGGUUUAAAUUUGUUCACUGAUCAACUUACGAGUAUGUCUGAA
Drosophila pseudoobscura is the source of this 1957-nucleotide messenger RNA. RefSeq lists its product as uncharacterized. The record is from RefSeq and is a predicted model, not a curated record. The coding region runs from base 469 to 1824 and encodes 451 amino acids. The transcript has 2 exons. Lineage: Eukaryota; Metazoa; Arthropoda; Insecta; Diptera; Drosophilidae.